Symbiodinium natans is the source of this 786-nucleotide messenger RNA. The record is from the annotation of a GenBank genome assembly. NCBI's taxonomy places the organism in Eukaryota, Dinophyceae, Suessiales, Symbiodiniaceae.
AUGGAGGAGCGCCUGGCAGCCACGCAAGUGUCCUUUCAAAAGCCACCCUUGGCGGCCUACAUGGCCAAGAAGUGUCUUGACGUUGGAGAUGUUUGUGGCUUUGACGACCUUCGGCUUCGGGUUUGGGCUCUGGCGGAUAUCCAGCUACAACUGCGCCCGGGCAAGUGUGCGGCAACGGAUGCAGCGCUAAGGAACGACCCGGACCGGAAGAAGUCCUUGUAUGAGAAGUACAAGGAAGUCAAGGAUGCCAACGACGUUACGGCGCAGGCCAUGCGGGCAGACCGGCUCGAGCGAUGGUUCCAGGACUCGGCCGUCGUUGCCAUGACGGUGCGGGGCGUCCUCCGCAUCAACGACGACGACACCAUCUCCAGGUCCCGGCCCAACGAAGUGCGGAGGGCCUCGGCACUGGCCGACGCCGUCUUCAUGAUGGACAAUGCCGAUGCUCUCCUGGAGCCACUGGACAAGCUGAAUUUUGCAGGCCACGGGGCGGAGGCGGCCAGGGAAGCCAAGCAGCAGGAACAGGCUCGUCAGGAGCAGAUGGCGGAGACGCAAGCAAAGUAUGGCAUACAGAAAGUCUACAUCCCGCAGGAGAAGCCGAAGAAGAAGGCGCCACCGACUCCGCAGCAGCGGCAGCAAAAAAAGAAGGAGCAGGAAGAGGUCAUCGUUUUCGAUCAGCCGCUGUCUGUUGCGGUGGGCGAGUUCGAUCGGUGGAUGCGGAAAUACCUGCGCCGCCUGAACGUCAACUGGCCAGGGAUGGCAAGGGGGCGCGCCAGCUUUGCGGCCUGA